ACCCGCCCUCUGGCCACCCUACCUAGCACCCGCACCUGCACGAGUCGUCGACUCACUCGAGAAAGAGAGAGAAUACGGCUGCAAGAGAGCCACGAUAUGUCCUCUUUCCAUGGCAUCCUCAACUACCCCUUUUCCCCAUUCAACCUGAAAAACCAUUUUACGAAUCAAACCCCUCUGUUUCUCUCUUCUUCUUCUUCUUCUUCUUCUUCUUCUUCUCUGCCCCCAAUUGAUUCCUCAGACUCACCAAAUCAACCCCAAUGGACCACUACAAGGUCUUGGGUCUGACGCGAAACGCUACCAAAGACGAAGUCAAAGAAGCAUUUCGAAAAUUAGCAAUGCAAUUCCACCCAGACAAGCACUCUCACUCUCCCAACUCUGUCAAGGACGGUGCGACUCUUCGAUUCAAGCAGGUUUCAGAGGCCUACGAGGUCCUCAUGGACGAUCGCAAGCGCGCUCACUUCAAUCUCCGAUAUUCCAACAACAACAAUAACAACAAUGGGAGAACAGCAAGUGGGUUCAAUUCUUAUGGUUAUGGGUAUGGCUAUAAUUCUUGCAGUAAAACCAAUUCUAGUCAUGGGUUUUAUAGCAGAGGUGUUAAUGGAGAUGGGUUGGUUUCUAAGUUGGAGAUCGCUUUUCGGUUUCUUACAACACGUUCGGGUCUUCUCAACCUUGCCUUUGCUGGUGCUCUACUAGGUGGAACGUUUAUUAUUGACACAAGUGGGGAUACAUUGUGGAAGAUGCACAAUCCUGGGAAAUCAUUUGAAGAUGCUGUGGAGUCCAUAGAGAAGGCCAAGGCAGUGAAAGAUAAGAUGUGAAAUGGGCUAUUAUUUUAUGAAUGACCCUGUUUUCACCGCCUUUUAGGGUUGACCAACCUCCAAGUUAGUUGCUUUCUGGAUUUAUAGUAGGUAUCGUUUCCUUUUCUACAAUACUUGUUUGUAAAGUCUCCUCUAUCUUGCUCUGUGAAUCUUCUUUUUGCUCGCAAUGCUUUGUUUCAAUGUAUGAAGUAAUUGGUUGUAUAGUGUAAAUGUAAAACCACAAGUUCUGUUGUAAAUGGACCUGGAUAACUCAUAUUCAUAUUAAUUUAAUGAUUUCAUCACUAUUAUUGCGAA
Camellia sinensis is the source of this 1109-nucleotide messenger RNA. Lineage: Eukaryota; Viridiplantae; Streptophyta; Magnoliopsida; Ericales; Theaceae. The record is from RefSeq and is a predicted model, not a curated record.